AUGAAUUCAACACAACUUGAACUUAAAAAGCCACAAGAAAGAAUCAGAGGGAAGUAAAAAAAUAAUUUUCUUGUCAUUUUCCUUUGUAUUUUUUAAACCGUUGGAGUGAACAGAGUCACAGUUUCUGAUAAAGGUUUGGUAUCCAUUUUGUGGUGAUAAAUUCAUUUUUGAUGCUAAGUUAAAGCACUGGAUGUUAAAAGAUUUUGCAGACACUCAGUGACAGGUGCAUUUGUUAGAUAAGAAUCCCUAUGGUUUCCUGAUGGUCCCUCAGGGUUCAGACAUGAAAUGUGUCUGUGAAAGAGUACUUUAAAAAUUCAUCUUUACUUAAUAAUACUUUUUAUUAAGUGUACUCUCUCCAAAAACAUGUUGUACAGAAGCAUUCAGCUCGCUUAAACUGAAGACGUGUUACCAUAACAGAUGUUCAAUCCACUUGGAACAUAAUGUUUGGCAAAAGAUGUUCAGAGUCGUGCUUGGGGCAUGAAUAUUUUAACACCAGCAGUGUCUUUAUGAUAACCCCAGAAUUUUCACGGGUCAUGAAUUUUCAUUGCAUUUAGAGAUCUGCUGAACAAGCAAUUACAAAUUUACAACCCUAGUACAAAUAAAUAAAGUCUAGCUUGUGAAUGCCCCUAGUACUCCCAGUGAACUGAAAAUUUGGCAGCAUCCAGUGAACUGUAUGUUUAGGUUCACAUAAUGCUGUUUUUCAGAGUCUGGUCAGGAUGCCUAGUGCAUUUUAUGCUUCCUAAACUUUUGGACCUCUAAAAGUGAUUUGCAACCAAUAACUCCUUACUAUAUCACCCCUGAAUCACGACUCAAAAGUCACAAUAAUAGAGGUAAUUACCACCAUCUAGAAAUGCUGUUGAUUGUUAGACAGACCAAAUCCUCCUAGACAUGACCUAAGGAAAUGUUUGUUAAAUAGUAUUAAGAAUUUGCAUACUGAAGGUUGGGUUUAAAUGGUUGACAAAUUUUAUGGAUAUUUGAUAUUUUGAAAGGAUGACAUUUGCUUGCCUAGUUCCAUUACAAUGACCACUCAUGAAAGAGGGUGUAAGAUCUAAGUGCUUUCUAAUUGUAAACAGAAUUUUGUGCUUCUCAGUAUUUUCUUUCCUCCUCUCAUAACUCCUUGUUAGUGUUCUUGUUUCAGUUUAUGGUUGUUUCUUGUCAGUUACCCCUUCACUUUUGCACAAUUCUUACCAUACCCAGUUAUGCAGUCCUCUUGUAUUUAACUCUAGUUAUUUUUAAGCAUAUUGACUUUUGUCAGCCAGUUUCUCUAGAGGUUGCACUGAGCCCAGUUUUCUCUUCUAGAAGUAUUCUUUAACAUGAAAUUUGUUUGCUAUCGCAGAUUUUUUUUAAAGGUGUGAUCAAUUUUCUGUCUGUAAGCCCAUCUAUGUCAAGCUGAAGGUCAGCAUUGUGAAGACAGCACUUUAACUGUUACAGAGAGAAACAGUUAAAUUAUCAUCAUUUGGAUGUUGAACUACAGCCUAUGUUAUCCUUGAAAAGAACUUUUAAAUGAACUUUUAAAUAUCUACUGUGUGGUAAAACAACCAUCAACAGAAGUUUUGACAGGGCACAUAUUUCAUAUCAAAGUUAUGUUUCUGUAACACAUCUUCUCUGACAGUCAAUUUCUUCCACUCAUCAGAUCCAUCACAACAGUCACAUAUUCCAUCAUUAAUACGAGAAGAGGGCAAGUAAUGUUCUCCGCCAGCGCAGUAGAAUCUGUAAAAGAUAAAACUGUCAACUUAGUGGAGCAAACAGAAAAGAACUCACAGAAAACCAUGGAAGUCAGAAUGACAACCAUGGACUUACAUUUUCAUGCUUCACUUAACCCUUUAACUCCCAUGAGUGACCAAGACAGAAUUUCUCCUUACAAUAUCCAUACAAUAUCAACCAGAUAAGUGAUGAGAAUAAAGAAAACUAUCCUUGUGAGGAUAAUUAGUUGAUCCAAUACUAAAUUCUCUAAACUGAUAUUGUAAGAAUUGUGUGGUUGACAGGAAGGAGAAUUACAAAUUUGAUCUGGGAGUUAAAGGGUUAAGAGACUGUCAGAGUAAAAUCAAUGGUGGACACACUGGGUUCCAGAUCUUUGAUUAGAGUUAUCAGUGUUGUGUACUGUUAGUUUGGUUAAAAAGGUUUACUUCCACAGUGUUGCUCCACCCAAGAGUAUAAAUGGGUACCAGUUAACUGACAGGGAUAAUAGAUGCAAAGCUGAGGAGGGCCAACUGUAAUGAACUUACUCUCCAUCCAAAGGCAGCCCCAACCUCAAUCCCAGGGUCUCUCAUCUUCCCUUCCUCUUCCUUGUUCAAAAGGAAGGAAAGUGGAGAGACCCUGAUAAUGAGGUUGUAGUACCCUCACAUGAAAUUACUUCUUGCUACAUAAAACCCAAGGAUAUCCUUAGCUUGGACACUACUACUUUCUAUCUAAUCCUUUACAAUCUAACAUCAAUAUGCAUAUUCUCCAUAAUGUUCUCUAUAGAUUUCCUGUGAUGCCAAAGAGGAGAAUUUGUUGAACAGAAUCAUCACCUUCUUCAGUUUGUGAUCAUUUCCUUUAUUCUCAUGACCCUAAUGUUUUAUUCAAGAAUGGUAUUCAAAGGAGAUAUUAGAUACUCUGGGAUUGAAGGAGGGGGGGGGGAGAGGAAGGGAGGGGCAUUGGGGUUUGCGGUAUUGGACUUUUUUCUUGCAGUAUUUUGCUAAUUUUAAUAUUGUAUAAUUUGUGGUAUAGCAGUAUUCUCUGGAUGUGCAAGAUACAUUUCUUUAGCAUUUUCUCCUUCAAGUCCUCCACCCUUUUCUGAGCCUUUUCCAGUUUCCAAUUGUUUCACAAACAAGCUGAAAUUGGCAAUAACCCAACACACUGUUCAUCAAAAAAAUCCCUACUUGUUCUUUCUGUUUUUUUUCUCAGUCUAAACAUAACAUAUAGAGUAGUGAUUUUGAUGGGUGAAAUUGAAUUUCAGGUAGUUAUUGAAGUAUUGUGGUAUUUGCCAAAUCUUUUGCAGUUGUAUUGCAUUCAGAACCACCACUGUCCACCUCUCGAAGAGUUGAAGACAUCAUUGACACUUCCAAUAUUUUUCCAUCUCAGCUCGCACAACAGAGAGUGCUUUUUCCGCAUUUUUCAGGAAAGCGGAGGCAAUUUUAAGGGUAGAGUGUAAGGUGAGCAGAAAGGGCAUAUCAUUUCUACCUCUCCCCUUAUGCCUAACUGCAAAAAAGGUGGCCUGUUCUGCAGCUACCUCUAUCUGAUCAAUUUUGCUAUAAUUUAGCUUAUCUCUGGCUUGGUGUGUUCACCUUGUAUUUGGACAUGCUCCUGUGCCUGGUUCAUCACUACCAUCUGGACAAUCACAGUAAUCAUCGUUAACAGAUGUCCAACUGAUGCUCAGUUCUCCAGACAAACAUGCAAAGAGGCCCAUUAAGUUAGGCUUAUAACUUGAUAAAUUUGAGGGUGCCACCCCAAGGAUACCUAAAAUAAAGAAAAACAACAACCAUUCAUUUUCUUUAAAAACUCUUUUGAGAGAAAUAUUAAUCUCAAAACAAAAGGAGAGAGAAGGAAUCAGAAAUUACUGCUUCAUACAGCUAACUAUUCUAACAGAGAGGUAAAAGGUCUGUACAUGAUGUGUGUUUUCAUGCUUCUACUGGAAACCAGCUUUUUAUAAUGUUGAUAAUAGGCUAGCCUGUUUAAAUAAAGUUGAUCUCAAUCUUGAUCUUGUUUAACCCUUUAACUCCCAAGAUCUGAUUGUUAAUUCUCUACUCUUGCUGCAACACAAUUCCUUGAAAAUGAGUUAUGAGAAUUUGGUGUAAGAUCAAGAUAAAAACUUCUUCCCAAUAAGUUUUAGUUUUCUCAUUAACUGUUUGCUAGAAAACAUAUGGAUAUCAAAGGGAGAAGUUACAUGUUGGUCACUUCUGGGAAUUAUAGAGUUACUGGGUAAGCCCAAAAUAAAAAUGUCAGGAGGAGGGACUUGUAAAUGAAGGGGGUGGGGAUGCAUACUUAUUAUCUUUUCCAGUGUAAAAAAAUCAAAUAUUCCACACCAGAGUUCAAAAUUAAACACAUGUAAUAAAAGCUUUGUCAUUCUAUUUCACUGAUAAAAGUCUCCUGAAAAUUUGGCAAAAAGUAUCAAUCCAACAGUUUCCUCAAAAGUGCUUUCUAAACUUUUUCCUUAUCACAGGGAAGUUCCCAGAAUAGGAAAAAAGAUCAAAGAUUUCCCAGGAAUUCCUAAGGAUCAAGGAGUCACAAGUCAAGAGAGUUCUCAAAACUGA
Messenger RNA from Pocillopora meandrina, 4232 nucleotides. Lineage: Eukaryota; Metazoa; Cnidaria; Anthozoa; Scleractinia; Pocilloporidae. The record is from the annotation of a GenBank genome assembly.